Messenger RNA from Clavispora lusitaniae ATCC 42720, 546 nucleotides. It is a transcript of the gene UBC9, whose product is annotated as E2 SUMO-conjugating protein. Gene Ontology annotation, cellular component: nucleus. The record is from RefSeq and is a predicted model, not a curated record. NCBI's taxonomy places the organism in Eukaryota, Fungi, Ascomycota, Pichiomycetes, Serinales, Metschnikowiaceae. Gene Ontology annotation, biological process: protein sumoylation. Gene Ontology annotation, molecular function: SUMO conjugating enzyme activity.
AUGUACAGGCCGCGCGCACAAAAAACCAAAGCAAAAACAUCUCCAACAAAAACCACCGCCCGCGACACCAUGUCUCUUUGUAAGACCCGGUUGCAGGAGGAAAGAAAACAGUGGAGAAAGGACCACCCGUUCGGCUUCUACGCCAGACCCAAGAAAAGCGAAGACGGCUCCUUGGACUUGACCCACUGGGACGCAGGCAUUCCAGGCAAGCCCAACUCGCUCUGGGCCGACGCCACAUACCCCGUCAGCAUCACCUUCUCCGAGGAAUACCCUUCCAAGCCUCCCAAGGUGAUGUUUCCUGCGGGCUUCUACCAUCCGAACGUGUACCCGAGCGGAACCGUGUGCUUGUCGAUUUUGAACGAGUCGCAGGACUGGCGGCCGGCCAUCACGUUGAAGCAGAUUGUGUUGGGCAUCCAGGAGCUUCUCACAAACCCGAACCCGGACUCGCCGGCCCAGGAGCCCGCGUGGAAGGCCUUCAGCAAGGACAGAACGACCUACGAGAAGAAGGUGAAGGAGCAGGCGAAAAGAUACGCCACGGCCACUUAG